Molecule: messenger RNA, 978 nt
Organism: Pocillopora verrucosa
Lineage: Eukaryota; Metazoa; Cnidaria; Anthozoa; Scleractinia; Pocilloporidae
Source: RefSeq, a predicted model, not a curated record
AUGCUUCUGUUUCCUCAUGGAGAUGACUCUUACUGCUGUGAAUGUACCGACGGAUAUGAAGGACAAAAUUGUGAAGAAGUGCUCCCUUGUCCACCUGCCAAGAAGACGGACGAUCCUAAAGGUCGUUGCUGUGGUUUUCCUUUUGUGUAUAAAGGGAUAACUUACCAAUCUUGUACCAAGGUCGGUUAUCACAGAUUGUGGUGUUCAUUAGACGAAGGAGAGUACAAAGGACAGUGGGCUAACUGCGUGAACCCGUGCACAGACAACCCUUGCCAAAAUGGGGGAGUCUGCACUGUAACUGGAGAUGACUCUUACAGCUGUGAAUGUGCCGACGGAUAUGAUGGACAAAAUUGUGAACAAGGCUCAAGAAUAAACUUGAUUGCCUGUACAUUCCCACCAGUUCAAGUCGAUGUCUAUCCCCAACCAAAUUCCGUUUCGUGUGUGCGGCCAGUGCCAGAGUGUAUUACGUUGGCAUUUAAGGCUUACUUUUGGUAUAAACUUGAGGAAAUGGCAAAAUACCCCUGUUUCAAACAUGAUGAAUUCGCAUUUGCGCGACAAAAAUCUGAAGGAUGUUUCACGGAGCACAAGAAGAAAGCGAAAAUGGUCCUCAAAAGGAAAAUCGCUACCGUUGGUGGAAAGAAACUAAGCAUUCAGGAUGUAUUUGAUGAGUGCAAAAGUGCAGCGGAGAAGAAAGGUUUCAAGAUUUUUGGUAUUCGGAACAGAAAUAAGUGUUUCACAACAAGUGAUGGAAAAGUGCAGGAGUUUAAAAAGUAUGGAGUAUCAUCCAAAUGCAAAAUAGAUGACAACGGCCUUGGUGUUGGAAUGAAACUCGCCAACUUUGUCUACACAAGGCCGUAAAGAUAGGCUCAAUGCAGAAAUACAGCAAUGUACGGAAUGGAUGGGAUGGAAUUAGUAGUUCUACCUGAGUAAAUUGAAAAUCUUGCUGGGUUAAGGGUUUUAAUUCAUUAAAGGGUUAAU